AUGGGGGCAGCCGCAGGGGCAGGGGGCGACAAGAUGGGCAACAAGGCCAAGAGGGGUCGGGGGCAGCAAAAGGGCAGGGGGAAGAAGAAGACGGGGGGACGACCGGUGACACAGGUGGCAACGGCUCCGCUGGUCAAGCGCGUGGUUGAAAAGGGCCUCGUUGGGCGGCGAUCCGGUCGAAAGCAUGCGGCUGCCAUUGCCUAUAUGCAUCAGCUCAACAAGGAUUUGGCGCACGCGCAGGCCAAUCAAGAGACGCACCGUGCUGCUGCCAUCGAACAGGAGCUGACCGAGUUGGGAGGGAUCGAGGCCUACCAGCAAUUCUCCCUCAAGAGCGAGUCGCGUGGCGUGACCAAUAGCUCGCGCUGGGUCGUCAGCAUGCUGCGCGAGGCUCAAUUACAUUCUCCAGCAGGCCGACAAGAGGCAUUUGGCGCACCCCUCCCCCAGCUGGCUCUGCUUGACGUGGGCGCGCUGGACGACAAUUACCGACGCGAGCGCGCUUGGAUCGCCACCCGAGCCAUUGACCUCAACUCCCAGCACCCGUUUGUGGAAAAGUGCGAUUUUUUCACCGUGCCGGAUGAGCCGCGCUACCAUGUCAUUUCCUUGUGCCUGGUCAUCAACUUUGUCCCUUCCCCCGCCCAGCGCGGUGCCAUGCUGCGUCGGUGCCACGAGUUGCUACAUCCCGAUGGUUGGUUAGCCCUCAUGCUGCCUCUGGCCUGCGUCAACAACAGCCGGUACACCACCGAAGAUCGUCUUUUGCAGAUCUUGGGUGCCGUCGGGUUUGCCGUCCGGCAACGCAAGCAUACCAAACGCCUGGCCUGUUAUUGGUGCCAGCGCGUCGAACCGCAAACACCCGUGGCUCGAGAACUCCAAACCAAGGCAGUCCUCGUCGAGGGCGGCGGCCGCAACAACUUUGCUAUCACACUCUGA
Messenger RNA from Monosiga brevicollis MX1, 927 nucleotides. RefSeq lists its product as uncharacterized. The record is from RefSeq and is a predicted model, not a curated record. The coding region runs from base 1 to 927 and encodes 308 amino acids. The transcript has 2 exons. Gene Ontology annotation, cellular component: nucleolus. NCBI's taxonomy places the organism in Eukaryota, Choanoflagellata, Craspedida, Salpingoecidae. Gene Ontology annotation, molecular function: rRNA (adenine) methyltransferase activity.